GGGGGGGGGCUCGGGCUCCGCCACACAGCAGACGCGGGGCCGGGAUGAGCUGCGCGUCGCUUCCGAGUUUCGUGCGACUCAACGGGCCGAGAAGCGCACGCGACUGACCGCGUCCUGACCCACGUCGCGCGGCGGACGGAUGAAAGUCGGGAGAAAGUGAACGUGGAGCUUUUUGGAGGCACUUUUCCGCCGGUCGUCCCUUUGUGCUGCGGGUUCCAAGCUCUCUCUCUCUCUCUCCCCCCCCCCAUCCCUUGGUUAGAAAGGCCUCCAAGAUAGAUUCCCUCAGGAGUAAGGUGGACUUGCUGCGCCUCCCUCUGGCCCUCUCCACCAAGUCCAUCAGCAGCCGCAAGAGCCAGCUGGGCGUAGUCUGGGAGAAGGGAGGAGGCGGCUCGGGGGUAGGAGGGGCCAGGAAACCCCGCCCACCGCCGGCCUCCGACAUGGACAACGAGUCGACGUACUCGGGCUACUCCUACAAGUCGUCCCAGUCGCGCACGUCCCGCAAACACAGGGAGCGCCGGGAGCGCCACCGCGCCAAGAGCCGCGACGGCAGCAGCCGGGGGGACAAGUCGGUGACCAUCCAGGCGCCCGGGGAGCCGCUGCUGGACGCCGAGUCCACCAGAGGAGACGACCGGGAUGACAACUGGGGCGAGACCACCACGGUGGUCACCGGCACCUCGGUGGACAGCGCCUCCAACGAGGACCUGACGCGGAUGUCGAAGGACCUGGAGGAUUCCUCGCCGCCGGACUGCCGGCGCUUCCUCGGCCCGGCGCUGGGCGCCGUCCUGGGCCUCUUCGCCCUGGUCACCCCGCUGGCGUUCCUGGCGCUGCCGCAGCUCCUGUGGCGCGACACGCUGCAGCCGUGCGGCACGCCGUGCGAGGGCCUCUACAUCUCCCUGGCCUUCAAGCUCCUGAUCCUGCUCAUCUCCACCUGGGCGCUGUUCCUGCGCUCGCCGCGGGCCACCCUGCCGCGCUUCUUCGUCUUCCGCUCCCUGCUGCUGGCCCUGGUCUUCCUCUUCGUGGCGUCCUAUUGGCUCUUCUACGGCGUGCGGGUGCUGGAGCCCCGGGAGACGGACUACAGGGGCAUCGUGGGGUACGCGGCGUCGCUGGUGGACGCGCUGCUCUUCAUCCAGUACCUGGCGCUGGUGCUGCUGGAGGUGCGGCACCUGCAGCCGGCGUUCUGCCUGAAGGUCGUGAGGACCACGGACGGCGUCAGCCGCUUCUACAACGUGGGACACCUGAGCAUUCAGCGGGCAGCCGUUUGGGUCCUGGACCAGUACUACAGUGACUUCCCGGUCUACAACCCCGCUCUGCUCAACCUGCCCAAGUCCAUCCUGUCCAAGAAGAUGUCUGCCUUCAAGGUCUACAACCUGGGGGAAGAGACCAGCGCCAACAACUCCACGGGCCAGUCCAGGACCAUGAUCGCGGCCGCCGCCCGCAGGCGGGACAACUCGCACACCGAGUACUACUACGAGGAGGCCGAGGUGGAGCGCAGGGUCCGCAAGCGCAAGGCCAGACUGGUGGUGGCCGUGGAAGAGGCCUUCACCCACAUCAAGCGGCACCAGGACGACGAGGCGGCGGCGUCCUCCCCCAAACACCCGCGCGAGGUGAUGGACCCGCGGGAGGCGGCGCAGGCCAUCUUCGCCCCCAUGGCGAGGGCCAUGCAGAAGUACCUCCGCGCCACCAGGCAGCAGUCCUACCACAGCAUGGAGAGCAUCAUCAACCACCUGCAGUUCUGCGUCACGCACAACAUGACCCCCAAGGCCUUCCUGGAGCGCUACCUCGGCCCCGGCCCCACCCUGCAGUACCUGGAGGCCGGCAGGGGGCGCCAGUGGACGCUGGUGAGCGAGGAGCCGGUGACCGCCGCGCUGCGCCGGGGCCAAGUCUUCGCCCUGCGCCGCCUCGACUUCUCCCUCGUUGUCACGGCGACGCCGCUCCCCUUCCUGCGCCUGGGCGAGGAGUUCAUCGACCCCAAGAGGCACAAGUUCGUCAUGAAGCUCCAGUCGGAGACGUCCGUGUAGCAGGACGCUGCCUCCCACCUCCACCUGUUUUUUUUCGAUACCUUUUGUUGUUGUUUUUAUUUUAAUUUUUAAAGAUGUUUUGUAUUUGUUGAUAAGCGCCGCCCCGAAUGACCGGGCUUAAAAAGUGGAGGAAAAAGAGGAAAAGAAAAGGCCGCUGACGUCUCAGUCUUUGUUCCUCAAAACCUAAAAUUAGACCUCGACCUCGGGUGACCUUUUCGCUGCUUUCAGGUUCCCGGGUGCUUGGUGUUAGUUCUGCUUGUUCAAUGGGGACAUUCAUUAUAAGAGGAGCACAAACCCACGUGGGAAGUGGACCGUCUGCUUCACUCUCGGCUCUCGCAAUGAUUCCGGGUCUCCUGGUUUUCUUUCCACCUCGUGGACACUGACCGGAUCCCCCCCGACUGAAUCCGCUGCCCUCGGGCCAUGAUUUUCUCCAUUUUUUUUAGAUUCCACUGAAAGUACGAAGUAAGAACCACUGGAUGGACUUGAGCGAGUGGAAAGUGUCUCUCUCGCAUUCCGGCUCCCGUUGCACUGAGAAAGAAAAGAACUUUCAAAAGCACGACGUGGGACCAGUUUGUGUCCAGUAACACAGACGCUCCACCCCGAGUAUCGCCUUUUAGGAAGCUUAAUGUUUUUGGUAUUUUAUAACGUACGUGUGUGUGUGUGUGUGUGUGUGUGUGUGUGCGUGUGUGUGUGUGUGUGACCCGGUUCGAUAGGACCAAACAGCGGUGCUUGUGGGCCUUGUGGCUCCGUCCCGUGUGAAACUCUAAUCUUAAUACUUUAAUAAAAAGUAUUUUGACUCGGCACUGCACUCCAAUAACCAGGAAGAGUAAUAACAUCGCUUUUUAUUUUUUAUUUUUUUUACCACAGAGUCCUUUUUAUUUCAAUUAAUACCAACGGUUCAGUUAAGCUGAACCGUUGUUUAGAAAGUGCAGGACCAGUCAAACUUUAACAACACAACAUAGUGUUGUGAUUAAUAAGACUAAUUAUGUCCCUCCUUGAGUACUAUUUUGUAUACUUUUGAUAUGAGGGGUCAACAGCAGGUUGAUUUCAUCCCGCGGGCCCUUUUUGUACUACAGACGUGCUUGGUGUGGUUUUGUGAGGUUGUGCGUUUUCAUAUGUUGUUUUUUGGAUGGAUCGGCGCGCCGUGCUCGAUGUGAGCUCCCAACACAAAGCGAGAUGGUUAUUUACUGUGGCGCCGUGUUUUUCUUCUUUUUAGGGGCGAGUCGAUGGCGACGGUUUUUAAUAAAUAGUCUCACACAA
This is a messenger RNA of Pungitius pungitius (ninespine stickleback), 3278 nucleotides long. Its product is annotated as vang-like protein 2. The transcript is spliced from 8 exons. The record is from RefSeq and is a predicted model, not a curated record. Bases 438 to 2018 code for a protein of 526 amino acids. Lineage: Eukaryota; Metazoa; Chordata; Actinopteri; Perciformes; Gasterosteidae. Gene Ontology annotation, cellular component: plasma membrane. Gene Ontology annotation, biological process: multicellular organism development; establishment of planar polarity; Wnt signaling pathway, planar cell polarity pathway.